GUUUUUUCUGUCAUCAUGAACACUUCUCUCUCUCCAAGUCCUGCAUCUCCAGAGUUCCAAAGAAAGAGAGAGGACUUCCCUGCUUCGCUUGGAAAACUACGGCAGCUGAUAGAAGACAAAGUUCACAUCCUACAAUCCCCCAUCACUGAGCAACAGGGUUUGGUGUGUGAGGAGAACACAGGUAGAGGACUGUGGAGGUUUGCCGUUUUGAGUGAGCAGCUGACCUUUCACCUCCAGCAACUGCAGAGACAGACAGAGCAGGAGCUCAGCAGCAUACACACACAAAUCUUGCAGAUUAAAGGCCGUCAACAGCUGCUGAACAGUGAGAUUCUUAAUCUUCAGGAGAAGAAGAAACAGACCGAACAAGAGUCAAAGAGAAACUCCAGCCUUCAGAGGUCCACUUUUCAGCUGUGUGCUUGUCGGGAGCUUCAGAGCGCCAUCACUGAGCAUUUGAUCCAAUCAGAGAGGCUGGUGUUCCAGGAGGAGGCACUGAGCGCACUCCAUAACCUGCUGACCCAAGACCUGCAGAGGUAUCAGGAAGAGACGCAGAGACUCACCUGUUUCACGCAGAAAAUACUCAGACAAUCCCACAGCUCAGACAGAGAGGAAACGUGCACCAGCAGAGAGAGAGACCGCAGCAUGCAGGGAAAGACCGAGACAGAACAAGAAAACAACAUGCACGCACCCGAGUCCUCUUCAUCCCAGUCACCACUUAGUCCUCAACAGACCGACAGGAAAGAAGAGGCAGAGCAGACCUCGAGAGCCAGUCACAAGAAACCAUCUCCAGGCCUGUCCGGCAGGUCAAACCUGCACCGAACCGGCAGCAUCAAGGAUCUGAUCAAUAAAUUCUCUGGUCAAGAUCACCCGCAGAGCCCCUACUCCGGAACAAGACAAGUCCGAAAGUCUGCUUCUGCAGAGGCCCUUGUGACUCCAAAAUCCAAGUCGAGUCAGUCCACACCAAGCAGCUUCGGACAAGACGAAAGUGCACUUCCCAGCAUCACUGUGACCCCUCCAUUAAGGGAAACCAGUCAGAACGGGACUGAAACAGCACAGAGAGGCACCAAAAUCAGUAAGAUCACUGCAAGAAUCGAUUGUCCAGUAGGAAGCAGCACUGAGAAGCCUAAUUCACAGCCAAGGAAGAAAACACAAAUCACAGACUCUGGUAGAGAGUCAGUGGCUGACUCUGGCAUGGGAUCGGAGUCUGAAUUUGAUUCAAACAAGCACCUAGACAGCCCGUCAGAGGAGGAGCCCACCACACCCCGAAUUAUGACGACCAGCCAGAACCCGAAAUAUCAGCUGUACCUCAGCAACGAGAUGAAGACCAACGGGGUGAGUGGCAGGGAUGCAGAUGGUCUAGGAGGCACCGGGUCAGUGGGGGAGAAUGGCCCCAAGCUGGCCCGAUGGGAGACCACCCGGCUGGGACUGAACCACUACAGGGGGUCCCUGGAGUCCCUGGCCUCACGGGACUGGGACAAUUCGUCUGACAGGUAUGGUGUGGUUGACAGCCCUCCAAGGGUGUUCAACAGUCCGUACAGCACGGCCACCUCCAUGGAAUACAACCCCAUGUACCGAAUGUCUGAGUUCAAGGUUCAGGGUGGAAUUUCUCCCACCACCUCAGAGAUGAACCUGUACAGCUACAACAGUCGGAGCUCCAGUCCAGUGGGCCUGCCCUCGCAAACACUCCUCUCCUCCCGCACCCGAUUCUCCACCUACGACUCUCUGAGGAGGAGGACCGAACUCAACAACACAGUGGUACCCACCCACUACAGCAUGCGCUCUGCCACUCUGCCCAAUAAAAAAGACUACAUAGAGGAGUUGACCAAACAGUUAGACGCCUGCCAGAAGCGUAACCAGUUCCUGGAGGCAGAGAGUGUGGAGAUGGAGAAGGAGAGGAACCAGAUAAGGUUUGAGAUGCGCGGCCUGCUUGUGAACAAAGAGGACCUGCUGAGGACCAACACUCAGUUUACCAACGAGAUAAAGAGGAUGAGAGAGCAGAUGAUAGAGAUGGAGAGAGAGAAGCAAUCCAUGGACGAGAGAUACAGAGAGAUGGAGAUGGAGGUGAAGACGGCCCGGGAAAUGAUGGUGGAAGCCAAUGCUCAGGAGUAUGCCUUCAAUUUUCUCCAGCAGUCCCUCCAAAACAAGAUCCAGGAUGCUGAGGAGAACCUGGAGAAGCAGACGCAGCAUGCCCAGACUCUGGCUGAGAAGUUGUGGCUAGCAGAGAGACAGCUGGAGGAGCUGGGGGUUGAUAAAGACACAAGAGACAAGAGGACGUCCAACCUCAACGACACCGUCAUCAGACUGGAGGCAGAGCUGGAGGAGGCCCUGCAGGCGUCCACGCAGGCAACAGCAGAGCUGAACCUGCAGCAGAAGCUGCGAGAGGACAGCCAGCUGAGGGAGGAAGAGCUUGAGGAGUCUCUGCUGGAGAAGGAGCAGGAGCUGCAGCGAUUGCAGGCCCUCGUCAGCAAACUGCAGGGGGAGGUCUCUGGUAAGCUGAUUGAUAAGGAGCGGACCCUGGAGGAAGAGAUCCAGCUGAGAGAGAGGGUACAGCUGCAGUGUAAGCAAGCAGAGAGGAAGGUGGACGACCUCCACAUGGAGCUGCACAGCACCAACCAGGCCAAAGAUGACCUGGUCAAACAACUUAAGCAGGCUCAGGAGAAGAUGAUUGACCUGGAGAGCGAUCUGGAGGAGCUGCAUGAGAGCGAGCAAAGAUGGGCCGCCAAACACAAGAGAGCUAUCGAACAGACUGAGCAGCUGCAGCUGAAGCUGAUUCAGCAGAAAGAUCUGAACGACCUACUGGAAACUGAUAAGGCCGCCAUGGAGAGACAGCUGCGUGAGCUGCGUCUGGAGGUGGAGGAGCUUCACAGUUCCAGAGUUCAGGAGGAUGUCAUCUCCAGGACGGAGAGCAGAGUCAAAGAGCUGGAGAACGCUCUGAGGACCGAGGAGAGGAACAAGUCAGUUCUGGCAAACACCAUCAGUAAACUGGAGAGGAAGAUCAACGAGCUGAGUGAUCAGAUGGAAGAGGAACACAGGAUAGCUACUGAACAGAAAGAACUGAUGAACCAGAGGAUCCGCUCUCUGAAGCGUCAGCUGAAUGAAGCAGAGGAGGAGGCGAGCAGGAAGGACACGCAGUACCGCCACACCCAGAGAGAGCUGGCAGAGGAGAGGGAGACGAGCGGCCGGCUGCAGAAGCAGCUGCUCGACCAACACAUGCAGACAAAGCGUAAGGAGACUCUGGCGAUUCGUCAGACUCUGGACAACCUGAAGUAUGACCUGAGUGACGAAGAUGACGAUCGGCUGCUGCAGCAACGACCAAACAACUUCACCAAAGUCUAAAUCAUCGCACUCCACAUUCUCUCAUUACAAAACAAGUGUGUAUAUGUACAUUUUUAAAAGCAUAAAACCGGCUACAUCUUUACACUAGGGUGUGUUGACGUGACAUGUUUUCAACCUGCCCUGCCACUUUAUCACAGUAGGCAGGAGGCAUCUGCAGGGUGCACAACACAAAGUCCAGUCUUCUAAGAAAAAAAAAAAAUAUGACCAAACCCACCAGGAUCUUGGUUCAAAUGUUUCUUCCCACUUUUCACAGAUCUUGUUAUUCCCUUAUAAUCUCCUAGAAGGUGAUCUGAAAAGAACAAUGCAGUCUGGUACUAAUUAUAGGGAAAAUAGAGAUUUUCUCUAUUUAAACUCAAGGCUAAAUUCAUUAUGCAUUUAUUAUUGGAAACUUAAUUUCAUAUGUUGAAUAGUAAGCCUGCUUGUCGACAAAUUUGGAUUGUUUGCAUGUUUAGCAGACCUCCUAUACACUGACUAAAAAAGUGCAAUGAAUUGAAAUGAAUUGGAAGUGUACCAAUUGAAGUCCAAGAAACGCCCUCUCCUGGUGACCAGCAUGAAUUUCAAAAGGUACCUACAUAACAAAUCACAGAGCUCUGUAGAGAGAUGCUCCUGGUAGAUGUACAGCAUCGCUGUCAGCGUGACAGACUCAACAGAUCGAAACACCUUUCAACAAUGAAGUCAUAUUCCCCUUUUCUCCUUUUCUAUUACACAGAAUAACAUGGUUUGCUUGUUUGCCAAAUAAAUUAAAUGUACAUGAGUUUGCUAUAGAGCGAUGUUGAUAUACAUAAAGGGAAAACUUAAUAGUGACAAUAAUGAGGUAACAAGGAUCCGCCUUGUAGUUUGUAAUCACUUCUUAUAGUUGCUACAACAGCUGGCGUCUGUUCAAAUGAGCUUUAAACAGCCAGAAGUAGAUUUUAGAGUGUCCAUUUUAUAUAUCAUGCAGUUUCACAAAAGCUUUAUGGCCUUAAAGUCUAAACGCACACUUUGAACUUUGAAAGAAAGCGCAAACUCAAAGAAUCACUGGUUCCUCCUAAAUUUGACAAGCUUUGACAAGUUUUUUAUUAUCAGAGUGAGCUUUGCUGACAGUUCUUUAAUAAGGAGGCAUCACAACACAUUCAUCUACAGUGUUUGUAAUAUGUCAGCAACCACUAUGGAAUAUGUUUAGAGUAAUGACACACAACAUGGUUUAACUGCGGAGCAGGGAUCUUUGGAUGUGCUUGUAGCAAAUGUUUUGAUUCACACAAUUACUAGAUUAUUUAUACUGAAACCUUUUUGUGUUUGUUGUUUUUAUGAUUUGCAGAUUACCAAAUUUUAUUUAGAGAAUGUAAUUUUGCAUGAUUUAUGUUUUUCAGGGGGUUUGCUCCCUAAAAAAAACUAGACACUUGGCGUUAAUCUGCUUCUUGUUAAAUGUAUUUUAUUCAAAUUCACUCAAACCAGACAAAAAAGGACAGCUGAGACGUUUUAGCUCUCAGAAGUAAAAUAAAUGUCUAAAUACAGUUCAGAUCCAAAAUAUGUGUUCAUGCAAAGUAUGGAAGAGGCAGACAAAAACAUGUCUGAUGUUCUGUAUGCUCAUAUUUUGGAGGAAAUAACUUUUUUGUUUUUCAAAAGAAAACUAAGUGCACAGACUGGAGCAAACACGGCUGGGUUGUUCAAAUAAUCUGUAGAAUAUUCACUGGUUUGAUUCUCAAAUAUUAACUAUGACCAAAGUUCAUCAAUACUUAAGGAAAUCUCACUUCCUUCUAUUGAUUGAGUUGUGAUUAAAUUGAACCCAGCCAUGUUACAACAUAUGCAGUUUGGAUUCUCUGUUUACAUUUGUUGGUGUAUUUUGCUUUUUUUGGAAACAAGAGCAUAAGGUUUUGUCCAUGAAAGAGUUUCCUAUUUCAGCUGUGCCACUGUGUAUUUUGGUUUAUCUUUUCUCAUAACAAAAGAAAGAGAUGGCGCCUACAUAUAUGUAAAAAGAAAUAGAAUACACUGACUUAUUUUUGUAACUACACAUUCUACUGGUUCUGCUGUUCUCGGGUAUUUAUUUUUGUUUUUCAUAUUCUCUCUUUUGGUGAGAAGUUCCUACAAUACGCAAAUAAAUUCUUCUAUAAUGUGAA
Molecule: messenger RNA, 5429 nt
Organism: Micropterus salmoides (largemouth bass)
Lineage: Eukaryota; Metazoa; Chordata; Actinopteri; Centrarchiformes; Centrarchidae
Product: cingulin-like protein 1
Exons: 23
Coding region: 16-3333 (1105 amino acids)
Cellular component (GO): myosin complex
Source: RefSeq, a predicted model, not a curated record